Molecule: messenger RNA, 1170 nt
Organism: Notechis scutatus (mainland tiger snake)
Lineage: Eukaryota; Metazoa; Chordata; Lepidosauria; Squamata; Elapidae
Gene: RAB31
Product: RAB31, member RAS oncogene family
Molecular function (GO): GTP binding; GTPase activity
Source: RefSeq, a predicted model, not a curated record
GGGCCAGCCGCGGGUCCAGCGCGCCGAUCCAAGAACGGCAACUGCGUCUUCCGAAAUACGCCGAAGCGCAGCUAUUUCGUAAGCGUUGGAUUUGGAUGAAGAAAGCGGCAAAAGAAAGCGAGGAGGAGCCGAAGCCGGGGUUAAGCUCAUGUGACCGCUGGCGGCACAGGGCUGGAGCUGCUGAGAAGUAGCCGUAACUGCUGCCGCUUUUGCCCGUUUUUGGAACUGGGUAACAAGCGAGAGGCCGAAGGAUUCGCUCCUCUCAAGGAUGCGAAGCUGCCUCGCUCCAAACAGAUGAUGGCGAUACGAGAGCUGAAAGUCUGUCUGCUUGGAGAUACUGGAGUUGGCAAAUCAAGUAUAGUUUGUCGAUUUGUUCAAGAUCAUUUUGACCACAAUAUUAGCGUUACUGUUGGAGCUGCUUUUAUGACUAAAACAGUCCCCUGUGGGAAUGAACUUCAUAAAUUUCUGAUCUGGGACACAGCAGGUCAGGAGAGGUUUCAUUCACUGGCACCUAUGUACUAUCGUGGAUCAGCGGCAGCUAUUAUAGUUUACGACAUAACUAACCAGGAUUCAUUCCAUAUACUGAAGAAGUGGGUAAAAGAAUUAAAAGAACGUGGUCCUGAAAACAUUGUAAUGGCUAUCGUUGGAAACAAGUGUGACCUUUCUGAUAUUAGGGAGGUACCUAUGAAAGAUGCCAAAGAAUAUGCAGAAUCUAUAGGUGCAAUUGUUGUUGAGACUAGUGCCAAAAACGCAAUUAACAUUGAAGAACUCUUUCAAGCAAUCAGCCAGCAGAUUCCACCUUUCGAAACUCAUGAAAAUGGCAACAGUAGAACAAUCAAACUCAGGAAGCAGACAGCUCAGACAACACGAAGAUGCUGUUAAACCAGAACUGGUUUGAUGCACUUGAAAAUAAAACAAGAUCAUUUAUUUAUUGAACCACGGACUUCAGAAAGCCAACAACAUGGUGCACUCUCUAAAAACAGUAGUAUCAGUAUUCUUUAUUGAUGGGAUUAGUAGGAGAAAAAUAUCUUUCUAAUGAAUUCUGCAGAAUUAUGCAGACAAUUCGUUUAAGCAGUAAACUGGUUGAAACAAUGACUCAAAUUAUUUGGAAUAAUUUGUUUAAACCGUUGACUAUUCUAAAGAAGCAAUAACAAUUUUUUUACAAAUCGU